Messenger RNA from Ornithorhynchus anatinus (platypus), 3551 nucleotides. RefSeq names its product Rap guanine nucleotide exchange factor like 1 (gene RAPGEFL1). Gene Ontology annotation, biological process: Ras protein signal transduction; positive regulation of GTPase activity. The transcript is spliced from 15 exons. The coding region runs from base 6 to 2030 and encodes 674 amino acids. Gene Ontology annotation, molecular function: guanyl-nucleotide exchange factor activity. The record is from RefSeq and is a predicted model, not a curated record. NCBI's taxonomy places the organism in Eukaryota, Metazoa, Chordata, Mammalia, Monotremata, Ornithorhynchidae. Gene Ontology annotation, cellular component: plasma membrane.
GGGGCAUGAAGCCGCUGGAGAAAUUCCUCAAGAAGCAGACGUCGCAGCUGGCGGGCCGGGCCGGGGGUCCCGGGGGUCCCGGGGGUCCCGGGGGUCCCGGGGGUCCCGGGGGUCCCGGGGGCGGCGGCGGGGGGUCCCGGCCCCUGCAGCGGCGCCAGAGCGUGUCCCGCCUGCUGCUGCCCGCCUUCCUGCGGGAGCCCCCGGCCCAGCCCGGCCCGGCCCCAACGGCCCGGCCCGAGGAGGACGGCGGCGAGGAGGAGGAGGGCGAGGGCGAGGGCGAGGGCGAGGAGGGCGGGGGCCGCUGCUGGCUGCAGCUGGACGAGGGGAUGCCGGGGUCCGGGGGCGGCGGCGGGGGUCUCCCCGCACUGCGCUCCGCCUCGUCCUUCUCGUCGUCCGACGAGCUGUCCCCGGCCGAGCCGCUGUCGCCCCCGGCCUGGCCCCCGCUGGGCGCCCCCGACCUGCCCGAGAGCCUGCUGGCCCGCGUCCUCGACGGCCUGGCCGCCCGGCCCGCACCCAGACACGCCCCCGACGACCACCAGCCCCCCGCAGACAUUCUCCUCGAUGACAUCAUCCUCACCCACUCACUGUUCCUGCCCACGGACCAGUUCCUGCGUGAACUCCUGCACAGCUUCGUGCGGGCGGGUGGGCUGGGGCUGGGGCUGGGGGAGCUGCAGGGCCCGCGCAGGAAGCAGGCCUGCCUGGCCGUGCUUCUCCACUUCCUGGACACCCACCAGGGACUCCUUCAGGAGGACGAGGCCGCCGGACGCAUCAUCAAGGACCUGUAUCUCCUCAUCAUGAAGGACGAGGAUCUCUACCAGGAGCUGCAGGAGGACAUCGUGAAGCUUCAUCAGCUCGUGGGAACCGUGGAGCUCAAGAUCCCGGAGGAGAAGCCGCCGCCCAGCAAGCAGGUGAAGCCGCUGUUCCGCCACUUCCGCCGCAUCGACUCCUGCCUGCAGACCCGGGUGGCCUUCCGGGGCUCUGACGAGAUCUUCUGCCGCGUCUACAUGCCCGACCACUCGUACGUGACCAUCCGGAGCCGGCUGUCCGCCUCCGUGCAGGACAUCCUGAACUCCGUGGCCGAGAAGCUGCAGUACUGCGAAGAGCCCGCCGGCCGGCUGGAGACCCUCAUCCUGGUGGCCGUGGCUUCCUCCGGGGAGAAAGUGAUCCUGCAACCCAGCGACGACUGCGUCUUCACCACGCUGGGCAUCAACAGUCACCUGUUCGCCUGCCCCCGCGAUGGCUUCGAAGCUCUGGCGCCCCUCCCAGAGGAGAUCCCGGGCUCUCCCGGGGACGUGGAGAUCCACCGGGCCGAGGCCGAGGAGAUCGCCGCCCACCUCACGGCCUUCCACUGGGAGCUGUUCCGCUGCGUGCACGAGCUGGAGUUUGUGGACUACGUGUUUCAUGGGCAGAGGGGUCGCCGGGAGACGGCCAACCUGGAGCUGCUGCUGCAGCGGUGUAGCGAGGUGCAGCACUGGGUGGGGACUGAGGUGCUCCUUUGCCAGCCACUCGCCAAGCGCGCCCAGCUGCUCAAGAAGUUCAUCAAGAUCGCUGCCGUCUGCAAGCAGAAUCAGGACAUGCUGUCCUUCUACGCCGUGGUCAUCGGGUUGGACAACGCUGCCGUGAGCCGCCUGCGGCUGACCUGGGAGAAGCUGCCCGGAAAAUUCAAGAAUCUCUUCCGCAAGUUCGAGAACUUGACAGACCCCUGCAGGAAUCACAAGAGUUACCGCGAGGUCAUCUCCAGAAUGAAGCCCCCCGUCAUUCCCUUCGUGCCUCUGAUUCUCAAAGAUCUGACCUUCCUGCACCAGAGUAGCAAGACCCUCCAGGAUGGGUUGGUCAACAUUGAGAAACUGCACGCCGUGGCCGAAAAAGUGCGGACCAUCAGGAGGUACCGGAGCCGACCGCCCUGCCUAGAGAUGGAGGCAUCUCCUCACCACCUGCAGACCAAGGCCUACGUCCGGCAGUUCCAGGUCAUCGAUAACCAGAACCUGCUGUUUGAACUCUCCUACAAGUUGGAGCCAGACAGCCAGUGAGGGGCAGGCGGGCGGGGGGGGCAAGGAGGAGGGGCCCGCCCCACGCCUGCCCCACUGGGCCCGGGCGCCAAGCCUGAUGACACUCAAGCACUUUGAACACCCCCAUCCCGGCCCCCCGACCCCUUCCCCGAAGGGGGGUGGCGGGGGAGUCCCUAUAGCACUGGCCCCUUGGACUUGCCCUGCCGGCCCCUGCUUGCCCCCUCCCUCCCUGGGGAGGGGGGCGGGAGGGCUCGGACCCCUCCCGAAGCUAGGACUUGGGGGGCCUGAGGGCUGGUUUCUCUCUCUUUUCCUCCCUUCCCUCUGCUCCCCGGGGGGAGCCCCUCCAGAGGAUGAGGGUCGGAUCUGGUGGGUGUUAGCGGGAAGGCACCCCGGGACCAGGGUGGGGACCUAGUUUGGUGCUAACCCUGACACUCCUCCCCCGUUCCCCCCCCGAAGCCCCCACGCGGAGCAAGAGGGCGUGAGUCGGCGGGCUGGGGCUCUGAUGCCCGUUGCCCCCUCCACCUCUUUCCUUCCCUUUCUUCUCUCCCCCGGGUCUCUCUUCACCCCUGGUCCCCCCCUUUGCCCUUUCCCCGCCUCCAGCCUCCGUCGCCUCUCCGAGUGCCGCCCCGUCGGUAAAGGCCACCCCGUGGGGCCGGGACCGGCGGGCGUCCCCACCCGGGCCCCGGGAAGAGCACCGCUCAGGGAAACAGGAGGGGUCGCCGGGGCUGGGUGGGCGCCUCCCUCCACCCUGCCGCCGGAGGGGGAAACUGAGGCCCGCCCGCCCUCGGCUCCCCCUUUUCGUCUACUUUCUCUGCGACCCAAGGGGACCCCCUCUCUCCUGCCACUCCCCCCAACCUCAGCCACUGGCUCCGGGGAGCACCUGUCUGAAACCCGCCCCCCACCACAGAGACGUCGGUACCCCCUUCUCUUCCCGCCACCCGGGGCCCCCCAGAAGGGGCAAGGCGGCCCCUGGGUCCCGAUAAAGGCUCGGUUCUACUGUGGUUCCUGGGACUUCCCCAUCCCCAGCCCUAGCGGGGCUACUGCCGCUGCUCUGAGAAUGUAUAUAUUUUUUACCAAAUGCUCUCUAUGUAUGUGUAAAUUUAUUUUUUAAAGAAAAGCUGAGGGACAGAGCUCUGUAUUAUACGUCGCUCCGGAAGACGCGGUCCCUUUUGUAUGGCGCUGCUGCCCCGCCCCACCUCCCGCUCACCCUGACACACGCACACCCACGCCAGCCCCAACUCCCACCGACAGGCCCGCACAACUCCAGCCCCCGCUGGCACACGCACCCACACUCAAAAACACACACGUGAUCACACAAACACACACACACACACACACACAAUUCUCUCCUCUCCACACACUCGCGUACAACGUCCUUGCUUGCUCCCCCGUCUCCCCAAGAUGUUCCCCUCCACCCCAAACUCGGAAUCCCCCGCCGACCCCCCGGGUUCGUGGGCCCUCUCUUCCGUAUUGUGUCAAUUGUUGCUGGGGGGGGCCUCCGGGUGGACGGACACUCAAUAAAGAACCUCCGAAUUAACGGUC